AUGCUGCACCACAUUGCCAGCGCGGUCUACAAGAGGGCCGUCGAAGGCUCAUCGCCCCAAUAUGAGCUCCCGCCUUGGGCCUGGGUUGUUAUACUUGCCGAUGCCAUCGUCUUCCUCCCCAUCAUCAUUAUCUUGACCUACACCAUCGAAACAGUCUACCCCAUCUUUGCCAUCGUCGAAGAUGAGAACCCUCCAGCCUACGACCCCGUCAACCUGAACGAUGAUGACGCCAAUGCCGAUGCCGUCCCGGGCGUUGGUCCCAUCCCGCCAAAGGUCACCGGCGGCCGACCCACCACCGUCACCUCCUCCCUCCGCUCCAUCAACCGCCUUCUGAUGGCCAAUGGUGGCUGGCGUGCAAACUUCCGUGGCUUCUUUUGCAUCAUCGCCCAGGCUAUCGCUACCGGCAUCCUAUAUGGCGUCUUCUCCGCCUUCCUCCCCUCCAUCCUCGCCUCUCUGGCCACGCUCCUUGCCUCUCUUUCUCUCGUCCAGCUCAGCACUGCCUGGGUUCACAUCGUGAUCACUCCUCGCUCCCCCUUGCACUUCUGGUCUCGCCUCCCACCUUUCAAGCGCACCUUCGAAGCUACCGCCCGCCCUGUGGCUGCCUACUGGCUGGCCACGCAAUUCGCGACCUGGGUUCCUAUUGCUGUUGGCUGGGCUCUGGGUCUCGACCUUCCCAACUUCCGCUUUGGCGCGCCCACUACUACCGUUCCCGGCACCGAGCCCCGUCCCAAUGACGCCUGGAAGAGCGUUGUUAUUACGCUUCUUAGCAUCGCCUUCCACGUUCUGGUUGUGAUCCCCGCCGAGGUCGUCCUUGUCCGCGUUCAGGCUUCGCUGCUCCCCGAGGAGGCUGACACCAUCAUUCCCUUCGACCGCUCUUUCGAGGGCAAGGUUGAGCCUCGCGUUGUGGGCGGCAAGGGCUACGCCACCAUGAGCCAGGCCUGGGCUAGCUUCUCUCGCGCCGCGUGGCGUCGUCUUGUUAUCCUCUACGCCAAGAUCAUUGCUGUCACCACUGCCGGCUUCUUCAUCAUGGCUGCUGUCAUUAUUCCUGAGAUCAUACUCCUGACUAGCAAGUCCACUCCCAAGAACUAA
Colletotrichum truncatum is the source of this 1089-nucleotide messenger RNA. Its product is annotated as ubiquitin conjugating. The record is from RefSeq and is a predicted model, not a curated record. NCBI's taxonomy places the organism in Eukaryota, Fungi, Ascomycota, Sordariomycetes, Glomerellales, Glomerellaceae.